This is a messenger RNA of Acanthosepion pharaonis, 981 nucleotides long. Lineage: Eukaryota; Metazoa; Mollusca; Cephalopoda; Sepiida; Sepiidae. The record is from the annotation of a GenBank genome assembly.
AUGCAUCAUAUUUUUGACCAACAUGCUGCUGCUGUCACAAGUGUAAGAUUUGCAAAUGAUGAUAAGUCACGAGUUGCUUGUUCAUCAACAGAUGGUACAUUAUCUAUAUGUCAAGUGAUUCCUCCUCCUGCUACAGUCAUAUGCAUGCUACGAGGUCAUGGCAGUGGUGUGACUGAUUUCUCUUGGUCCUCAUCAAAUGAUAUCAUUUUGUCUGUGUCACUUGAUGGAACAGCACGGCUUUGGGAUGUAGCUGCAGGAAAUUGCAUUCGGGUCAUUGAAGAUGGCAGUGGAGCUGAAUUAUUAUGCUGUCUUUUUCAACCACUGAACAAUAACAUGUUUGUUACUGGUAGCAACAAAGGACAUGUACAAGUGAUGAACGUAUCAACUGGUCAAUGUUGUAAGGGAGGUACAGGAAAAGCAGCUGGCCGAGUUUUAACCAUGACCUUUGACUCAAAUGGACGGAUAUUGUGGUCUGGUGAUGACAAAGGAUUUAUUUUCUCCUUUCUCUUUGAUUUAGCAACUGGAAAAUUAGUAAAAGGCAGAAGAAUCACGGUGUGUGAAAACCGAACUGUGACAUGUAUAUCAGCCAGAAGCUGGAUCAACCGAGAGGCCAGAGAUCCUUCUUUACUUGUGAAUUGUGCAGUCAAUUAUUUAUUCUUAUUCAGCAUUGUUUCUGAAGAUGGUGGCCUUCAAUUGAAGAGAAAAUUUCCAAUUAAACACAGAACAGCCCAUGUAAAAAGUACUUUUUGUCCUCUUAUGUCCUUUAGGCAGGGAGCCUGUGUCAUUUCCGGCAGUGAAGACAUGUGUGUGUAUUUUUUUGAUAUUGCAAAAGAAACCAAAUCCUGUGUGAACAAACUUCUUGGUCACUCAGCUCCAGUACUGGAUGUUUGUUUCAAUUAUGAUGAGAGUUUGUUAGCGUCAUGUGAUGCGCAUGGCAUGGUGAUCAUUUGGAAAAGAGAAGGAAAACAAGGCAUUCUAUAA